UUAUUUAUUUUUAAUGAUGGUUGUUGGUUAUUUCAUGAAUUUGUCAUGCCACGCCUUCUUUCGCCACAACCAGGAACUAGCUUUUCACUAGCUAGCUAGCUAGCGUGUGAAGUGGCGGAUAUGACGUAACAGCAUUGGGGGCUUCAUAUGCGGAUGUUUUGAGGCGCGUUCAAAACGACUUUUGAGUCUCGGCUGCGAGGAUCCAGGUUUGAUCAAUGGCCGCGGCUGCCUCCUCUGCCCCAGCCUCUGGCUCCACGGCCGAAAGCACAAACUCGGGAUCGAGCAGCUCAGCCGGAGCGGAGGGAGGCAGCCAGGACAGCACGUUCGAGUGUAACAUCUGUCUGGACACCGCCAAAGAUGCUGUGAUCAGUCUGUGCGGACACCUCUUCUGUUGGCCGUGUUUGCAUCAGUGGUUAGAAACUCGACCCAACAGACAAGUGUGUCCGGUUUGUAAAGCUGGCAUCAGCCGGGACAAAGUAAUCCCCUUAUAUGGGAGGGGGAGCACGGGUCAGCAGGAUCCCAGAGAAAGAACCCCCCCUCGACCCCAAGGACAGCGGCCUGAGCCAGAGAACCGCGGCGGUUUUCAGGGGUUCGGCUUCGGCGAUGGAGGUUUCCAGAUGUCGUUCGGAAUCGGCGCCUUCCCGUUCGGCAUUUUCGCCACGGCCUUCAACAUCAACGACGGUCGGCCUCCUCCAGCGGCUCCUGGGACGCCUCAACACACGGACGAACAGUUUCUGUCCCGACUCUUCCUGUUUGUCGCCCUGGUGAUCAUGUUCUGGCUGCUGAUCGCAUGAAGAGGUCAAGCAAAGAGAUCUACACAGAAUCGAGGCAGAUUUUCCUUUUUUUUUUUUUUUUUUUUAGAUCUUUUUAGCAUUUCUACUUUAGGCAAAAAUGAAACUGUUAUCUAUCAGGUCGUUCAAAACUUACAAAGUUUAUAAUAUAUAAUUAACUUAAACUAAUCAGAAAUUAUUAAAAAAAAAUCUACACAUGCAAAUCUGUCAAAAAAACUUACUCCAAUUUAAAAAAAAGUCAUUUCUUAAAGCCCCUUAGAUGCAACAAACACUUGUUUUUUGACAUGAUAGUUUCAGGUUGUGAAGUUCAAACUGUAAAUGAAUGAUUUUAGUCACAACCUAAAGAAUGUUUUUUUUGUCUGCUUAACUCUUGGAUGUUUACAAACUUCGACUUUUUUGUCUGCUUUGUACAGCCGUGAUAAAGUCACGUUCUCCCUUUUAUUUUGGAUGACUUUUACUGUUUCACUGUAAUUAAAUGUAAAAACAAACUGUACAUGACUCAAAACAAAAAUACUGUUAAAUAUGUAGUAACUUUGCAAAAUGUGUAUAUCCCUCAAUGACAGUAAAGCUUUAUGAAAAAUCGA
Molecule: messenger RNA, 1375 nt
Organism: Oryzias melastigma (Indian medaka)
Lineage: Eukaryota; Metazoa; Chordata; Actinopteri; Beloniformes; Adrianichthyidae
Gene: rnf185
Product: ring finger protein 185
Exons: 7
Coding region: 216-794 (192 amino acids)
Biological process (GO): ubiquitin-dependent protein catabolic process
Cellular component (GO): endoplasmic reticulum
Molecular function (GO): metal ion binding; ubiquitin-like protein conjugating enzyme binding; ubiquitin protein ligase activity
Source: RefSeq, a predicted model, not a curated record